AGACUUGUCACUGACCAAUUCUCAAUAACUCUCAAAGUAUCAAAGCUCUCAAGACUUGUCUUUUCUAAAAGUCUCUAAGCAAACUCUCUUGACGGCCAAACAACAUGUUUACCAUCAAACUCAAUAUAUAGGAACACUCCUAUGACCUACUUUUCUAAGUAAGGAUAAACCCAAAUCUUCUAAUAAAUACGAUAAUAUCUUGUUCUCCAAUCAAGUAAUCUUCAACCAUAAUGCCAUGUCAUCCAAUAUCCAUAAUUCCUUCAAGGCGCGAAACCAUCUUCCCGAGUCCUACUUCACCAUCUUGUAGCAUAAGAAAUCUUCAUGCUUUCAUAACACCCCCAAGUUGAAAAGGCAACAACAAAGAAACACGGCAUGCGUGGUAGUGGUACUUUGUAAUCAUCAUAAACUUUGAGGGCUGUUUCGUAACAUGGAUCGUACAUAAAACCUCAAAACACCGUUCUCUUUCAUUCUCACCUUCAUCAUCAUCUCUCUCUCUCUUUCUUCUGUUUCUUUGAGGAGAUGAGAACUUUAAAGACUCAAAGCACAAGUGGGAGAAGAAGAUGCGACAAGCUCAAGAGUAGAAGGGCACAUGUGUUACACCCGUGCUGCGGAAAGGGUAGUAUCGACGGAGGGGAGAAGGUAACGGAGAAGCUCCGAGCGUUGCAGAGCCUUCUUCCUGCGCCGGCGAAGCUGAGUGAGUCGGAGAAUGUAGGUGGUGGAGAGACGGAUCAGCUGUUUCAAGACACGGCGGAUUAUAUCGUCCGGCUUAGAACACAAGUCGUGGUGAUGAAGAAACUGAUCGAGAUUUACGACAACGCCUCUGAUCAGAAGAGAGAAAUUGUUUUAUAAUGUUCAUUUAUAUUUUUAAUAUUUCUUUAGUUUGAUUAUUUCAAUUUUUUUUUCCUGUUAUGCUUAUUAUAUUUGUGAUCGAAAUGUUUUUUUGUUACGGUAGUCAUGAAUGUGUAUAAUGCUUUGAUUUCAAGAAAGAAGUAUUGACAAAACUGAUAACCUU
This is a messenger RNA of Camelina sativa (false flax), 1012 nucleotides long. RefSeq lists its product as uncharacterized. Gene Ontology annotation, biological process: regulation of DNA-templated transcription. The record is from RefSeq and is a predicted model, not a curated record. Lineage: Eukaryota; Viridiplantae; Streptophyta; Magnoliopsida; Brassicales; Brassicaceae.